Molecule: messenger RNA, 1489 nt
Organism: Elaeis guineensis (African oil palm)
Lineage: Eukaryota; Viridiplantae; Streptophyta; Magnoliopsida; Arecales; Arecaceae
Product: probable monogalactosyldiacylglycerol synthase 3, chloroplastic
Biological process (GO): glycolipid biosynthetic process
Molecular function (GO): hexosyltransferase activity
Source: RefSeq, a predicted model, not a curated record
AUGGUGAUGUCGGUGGUGGCGCCGAGGAGGUCGAUACGGGAGGCGGUGCUCCACAGAGCGCUCGCCUACCACCGCGUUGGUGGAGACGGCGGAGGGGGGAAGCAGCAGCGGCGGCGGUGCUCGUUCUAUGGAGGCGGCGCCGGUGGCAGUGGAGGGGACGAGGACGGAGCUGCCGCGUGGGCUGCGGAGGAGGCGGAGUGCAUGAUGGAGCUGGCCCAGCUCGGGGCGGACCGCCCCAAGAACGUGCUCGUCCUCAUGAGCGACACCGGCGGUGGCCACCGUGCCUCCGCCGAGGCCAUCCGCGACGCCUUCCGCCUCGAAUAUGGAGACGAGUACAGGGUCUUCGUGAAGGACUUGGGCAAAGAGCAUGCGGGUUGGCCUCUGAACGACAUGGAGAGGGCCUAUAAGUUCAUGUUGAAGCAUGUCUCGCUAUGGAAGGUCGCUUUCCAUAGCACCUAUCCUCGUUGGGUUCAUUGCUCCUAUCUCGCCGCCCUUGCUGCACUCUAUGCUAGGAAGGUGGAGGCUGGUCUGAUGAAGUACAACCCAGACAUUAUUAUAAGCGUGCAUCCCCUCAUGCAGCACAUACCUUUGUGGGUUCUCAAACGGCAGAGCUACCAAAAGAGAGUCGUUUUUGUUACUGUCAUCACAGACCUCAACACCUGCCACCCUACAUGGUUCCAUGCUGGGGUGAACAGAUGCUAUUGCCCUUCGGAGGAGGUGUCGAAGAGAGCUCUGCUAGAGGGCCUAAAGCCUUCUCAGAUCCGUGUCUUCGGUUUGCCAAUUCGACCAUCCUUCUGCCGUGCAGUUUUAAACAAGGAUGAUCUGAGAGAAGAACUGGAGAUGGACCCUCAUUUGCCUGCAGUUCUACUGAUGGGAGGUGGUGAGGGAAUGGGUCCGGUCAAGGAAACUGCAAUGGCUUUAGGAGAAGCCCUGUUUGAUGAAGAGCUCGGCAAAUCUACUGGGCAGAUUGUUGUCAUAUGUGGCCAUAACCAGAUAUUGAGUUCCGCAUUGCAGUCAACCGAAUGGAGGAUUCCAGUGAAGAUUAGAGGAUUUGAGACCCAGAUGGAGAAAUGGAUGGGAGCUUGUGAUUGUAUCAUAACGAAGGCAGGACCAGGUACAAUUGCUGAGGCAUUGAUCAGGGGACUUCCUAUUAUCCUCAAUGACUUUAUACCUGGACAGGAAGUUGGUAACAUUCCCUAUGUAGUAGACAAUGGAGCUGGAGUAUUCUCCAAAAGCCCCAAGGAAACAGCCAGCCUUGUUGCUCGGUGGUUGGGUCCUGACAGAGACGAGCUGAAGAAAUUCUCAGGGAAUGCACUCAAACUGGCGCAACCUGGUGCAGUGUUCGAUAUCGUGAAGGACAUGCACCAGCUGGUCCAGCAGCGUGGGCCAAUGGCCCCUAUCUCCUAUUCUUUGACUUCAUCAUUCUCUUAGCCAUAUGGUAGCCAGUUUAAUUACACGUUCAGUGAAUUGGAUGUGUUCCUUUAGACUC